Rhincodon typus (whale shark) is the source of this 1346-nucleotide messenger RNA. RefSeq names its product NBAS subunit of NRZ tethering complex-like. The transcript has 7 exons. Lineage: Eukaryota; Metazoa; Chordata; Chondrichthyes; Orectolobiformes; Rhincodontidae. Gene Ontology annotation, biological process: retrograde vesicle-mediated transport, Golgi to endoplasmic reticulum. The coding region runs from base 114 to 1265 and encodes 383 amino acids. The record is from RefSeq and is a predicted model, not a curated record. Gene Ontology annotation, cellular component: Dsl1/NZR complex; endoplasmic reticulum membrane. Gene Ontology annotation, molecular function: SNARE binding.
AGCUGACAGAUGGAGACUCUGAUCCUUUGGAAUCUUUGGAGCCAGUUCUUAACAGCCAUAAUGUCUUAUCAGUUUCUAAACUGGCAUCCAAAAUUCCUAGGAAAGAUGGCACAAUGCUUUCAGCAAACCUUAUCUAUGCCACAUGGCUUCGUAAGCUUUUCUGGACUGGAGAUAUCCAGCUUAUUAAAAAACCAGCACAGGAAGAAGCUGAAUGGUUGCAUGCCUAUGAUACAUGUGCAAAAUAUUUCGACAAGCUUUUCCCUGAAGACAUUAUUGGACUAAUAGAUGACUUCACCUUUUCUGAAAAUUCCGUGAACAAGCUGAAUGUUCAAGCUAGGUUGGAUAUUAAUAAAAGAGCAAUGAAAGCAAUCAAACAGGCUAGUGAGAAGCAGCAGAAAAAGGCUUUUGAAGGCAACAUCCCACCUGCUUCGAAUUCCCAAGUCAGCUAUGAAGAGACUUUGACUCAUCUACAGCAAUCACUUGCUCAUCUAGAAACACUCAACCACAGCUUUGUACAUUCCCUAAAGGCAAACAACCAGGCCCUGUUUCAAAAAUACUAUCAGCUUUAUGACCUUUCGAGAUCUGAAAGUAGUAAACUGCACAACCUGGCAGUCACUGUGGUUCUAGAUGGACAACCUCUUGACAUAAUGCAGCAGAUGCUCCGAGUUGCUGUGGAAUCUCGAGACAUAUCCCCUAAAGCUGUUGUACAAGAUGCUGUACAGACAGUUAUAAAUGUGCUAAGUGGUACCAGUACAGAGAUCCUACCAGAAAAGGAUCCACUUCAGGUCCUCGAAGGUAUUGUCAAAUCCGUGCAUUCCAAUGUUGUGGAUGGGGGUACCCUUGUUUCUUCGGAUGACCUCUUGACAUGGCUGAGACCUUUUUGCAGUGAUGCAGAUUUGCCUGUAAAGCCUCGUAUUUAUGUUCUGCAAGUUCUUGAGCAGGCAUUUGCUCUCAGUGAUGAGGACAGCAAGUUACUUGUGCUCUUCAGAACCCAAGCUGUUCUGAAAGCGUGCUGGCCGGAGAAACAGGUUAAUGUAAAUGACAUUGAGAAUGAAGAGAAACGUUUCUUGCUCUUUUUGGAGUUGCUUGAUUCCAGUAACCACAGGACUAAAUUUCAGCAUUUGGUGAUGCUUCUUCAGGCUUGGCCACCCAUGCACAAUGAAGAUAUGUUCACAUGUUUUACGCAAGAUUUCGUAUUCAUCAAAUGUCGGUGUGUGUGUUGUAAAAUCAGCCAAAAUCUACAAAUGAAACAGAACCUGAACUAAUUGAAUUGCCCCAAUGAAAUUUCAAGAUACUUUCAGCCAAUGGAUUCUUUCUGCAUCUGAAGUUUGAAUGUUCAGAGUAAC